This is a messenger RNA of Zasmidium cellare ATCC 36951, 642 nucleotides long. RefSeq lists its product as uncharacterized. The transcript has a single exon. The record is from RefSeq and is a predicted model, not a curated record. NCBI's taxonomy places the organism in Eukaryota, Fungi, Ascomycota, Dothideomycetes, Mycosphaerellales, Mycosphaerellaceae. Bases 1 to 642 code for a protein of 213 amino acids.
AUGCCCCAAAUCCGCGCCGCAGAAGUCUACCUCAUCGAACAAUGGUCGAAACACACAGAACCCCCUCUCGCCCGCCGCAACAAGAUCUUCCGCGAGUUCAUAUCACUAGGCCUCCGCGGCCGAUGGAAAUAUCACGCCCUCGCCGAAGACUACUCCGUAAACAACGAAGAAAGCAAGAUCCUCUCCUAUCGAGCAUCGGAACAGUCCUCAAUAGCCUUCUGGAUCAGCGACGGUGUGGGAAGGGUGCUAUUUACCAAGCGAAAACGAAAUUUGACGGACGAUGAGAUUCAGUGGAUGACGGAGUGGAGAGAAGGCGAGCUCGUACGGGAUUUCGAGGAGUUGGAUGCUUUGCCGGAGAGGGUGUAUUCCUUGAUUGCUUUUGAUGAUCCUGAUGAUGUUGAAGAGGCUCGAGGGGAGGAGCGGGAUAAGGGUUCGUGGGUUAGCGGUGUGUAUUGGGUUGUGGACGAGGAUUUGAAGAUCAUGUGGGUUGAUGAGUUUGGGGAGACGAUUAGGGAGAAGGUCUGCCAGACUGAUGAGUUGGAGGAGGGUGCGGUGGCUUUUAGUAAGUAUAGGCCUUUUGAGAGUCGGUGGUGGACGGAGGCGACAAGGGUUGGCAAGUAUGCCACAGAAAAGUGGUGGUGA